GAUAAAAAUGUAUUCUUUUAUCGAGACGAGCGUCAAGACUGGUGGGAACAUUGUGCCUUGACUUCAUACUGAAUCGACUAGCAAUCGACUGGCCUGUGGCCGACUCGAAGAUUGAAAAUAGUAUGCAUGAUAAUUUCGGUUUCCUGCCACGUCUCAUCUCGAAGAUUGACUACACAGGCCAGCUUGAAUUUCCUACAGAGGCCACCCCCUGAUACUGGCAAGUUGCUAUCGCUUUUCAACUGAUCUGAUUCUUGCAAUGGGGUCAGUGCAGUCGAACGAGCGUCGUCCUUAUCCUCAAGUCACCAUCUCGUCCUUUACUGAGACUGGAAAGGUGGAAUCAUCGAUUCCAGUCCCAAAGCAACGAUGUUAUACGGGUAGAAAACCCGUCAUAAGCUCUUCUCUCGCAAACACUCCCUGUACCAGCCUAGGCGUCGGUGGGCUUUUAGAUCAGCUCAACGCCAUCCUCGUAACAUCAUACACGCUGAAAAACUCAUUCUUAUCCUCCAUUCUCGAAACCUGCAUCUCUAGCAACUACGACUUCGGUACCGCGUUCGGCCGUCUCCGCCCUAUCUGGUACAACGCCAACUGGAGCACCAUCCAAAAUGAACUGCGCGCACAUGAAGAGAAGGACCAGAAGAUGCGACAAGAAGCGCUCGUCGGUAACCGGAUCGUGAAUCCGAAUAUGCCCCCUCGACGUGUAUGGGACCUUUACAGCAAUCGCGUUAUCCCACAGUGGAUCGUUUCUGAGAAGAAACCUUGGGCGAUAUCGUAUGCUUGGAUGGACCCUCAACGUCGUGUUCAAGUCGAUACACCCAUAAAUGCACACGAAUGGCCACUCCCCAUCCAUAAAGAUGGCAGCUUGGAACUCGUCCGAAUUGAGAUGCUGAGCCUAGGCGCAGAAUAUGUCUGGUUAGACGUGCUCUGUUUGAGACGAGAGGGAAAAGAGGAGAACGAGCACCUGCGGAAGGAGGAAUGGAAGACUGACGUCCCCACUAGCGGGUAUGUGUACCACCAAGCCGAUAUGGUGGUGUACUACUUCUGUGGACUAGGAGAGGUCUUUAGCUUGACGAUGGAUGACUUGGAUAGUCCUCGGUUUUGGCUGAACCGUGCCUGGACUUUGCAAGAAAUCAGCAGGAAGUGGAUCAUCGGCGGAGUCACAAGCGAUGGAACUGUAGAGACCGUGCAGACAGUCGCGCAGAGAGACCACGAGGCUGUACUGUCCAGGAUCCAAGAGCAAUUACAGUCCCUAGUAGACACUGUACACCGUGUCGAGAAUGUGUUCGACUUGCUCAUACAUCUCCGCAAGCGCAAGUCGGAGCAUGCGGUGGAUCAUGUUGCGGCCUUGAUAUUCCCAUUGCGGUCCAAGGCGAUACCAACGUAUGACAAAACCCAGUCUGUCGAGGAUCUUUGGUUGGCUGUGGUGAAUACGAUGCGGACGAAACACCGGGGGGAUAUGUUCUUCCUAUAUCCUGGACCUGGGAGCGAACAAGCUUGGAGACCGUCGUGGAACCAGGUCAUCAGUGAGAGGCGUCUUCCGACAGGCAAGGUCAAUCUGAAUGCAGAUGUGGAGCGCGACGAAGAGAAAAAUUCUGAUUGGUACAAUGGGAUGUGCAUUGAAGAGGGCCGCAUACAGGGACUGAGGGCAGAAGAUCCGAGAGGGACAUCACGACAUGGGAAGUUAGUUGUCAAAGAUGAGACCGGGAUGCUACAUUCAUUCGACAUCGUCGCCAAUCAUCUAUACCCGAUACCUGACGAUUCGUACACAUUGAUAGCCAGUGGCCAAUGGAAAAGUGGAACGUUCGUGACUCGUACGUCAUCGACAGAAAUUCAUUGGGUCGCUGGACGAAGGUUGCCAGAGCAGAAGUUCGAGAAGGUCUCCGUGUUCACAAUGAGCGAUGCGAGGGAGAUACAAAGGUUGAAGAAAUUGGGAAUCACUAAACGGUCAAUUCGGAACUAUCUUGUUUGAUGUAAAGUAUUUAUGGUUGCAGCUUUUCCGAUACAGCAUGUAAAUUAAUGAUGAAGAAAAAAGGUCAGAUAGCAGAGAAAAGAAGAACACUUACAGCUUUAUCCGGCAUGUAAAUCGCAUUUCCUUGUCAUCCUGAUAGUGAUCAAUAACUGACUUAAGGAAAGGUGGUGCCAAAGGAUGAGCGAUCGACUGGUUUCCGCGACUCCGAAUCUUGGCCACUACGAAUACAAGCAAUAUAUUUGACCACAAAGG
Molecule: messenger RNA, 2218 nt
Organism: Desarmillaria tabescens
Lineage: Eukaryota; Fungi; Basidiomycota; Agaricomycetes; Agaricales; Physalacriaceae
Exons: 2
Coding region: 257-1966 (569 amino acids)
Source: RefSeq, a predicted model, not a curated record